UUGUAUUGAAUGCCGGAACAGAGAACAUGGAGGAAGCAUGUCGAGUUUGCUUGAGUGAUUUGCUGAACAGAAGCCUAAUAAUGGUCUCCGGAAUGAGAAUUAAUCGUGAUGUAGAAUACUGCUCACUUCAUGAUGUAGUGCGUGAAUUCUGCUUGAGAAAACUCAUAGAAGACAAGUAUAUGCAGCUCGCAGGUGCCAUACAAUCCGUAUCAACAUUUGCAUUCCAAGGAAUCAGGGUUAUGCAUGUAUAUUCAUGAUGAUCUUGUUGAACAAUUAUGGAAUGACCGAUCAAAUCCAACACUCAUGAAUACAUGGAAUAACAUGGAGUUCAUUGCUCAUCCAACACUCAGUACAUUGAAUAACCGAUUAAAUACUUUAUAUUUACUUGUUGAAUUAAGAUAUGUUCGGGCAUUGCAUUUGAUGGAUGUGGAGUUGCCAUAUUCAUGGGUUAAUGCAAUACUACAGCUAACCGAGUUGAGGUACCUUGCACUUUAUGUUGGAAAUUUUGAAUUGCAGUGGAUAUCGAACCUACGCUAUCUCCUAACUCUACAGGUCAAGUCACAUAAGAAGUUAUGCAUAAGGGGUGCUUCUUUUUGGGAAAUGACGAAACUAAGGCAUGUGAAUAUAGAACAUUUUCCUUGGGAGGGGAAUACAAUGACCAAGAAUCUUCAACAACUAUGCUAGAGAACUUGAAGACUUUUCACACUUGCUAUAUAAGUAGGUAUGAUAUUAAUCCAAGGUUUUGGUGGAAGUUUUCAAAUCUUGAAGAACUCAGCCUCCGCAUUAAAUAUGCACCUAAGUUUCCUUUGUUUCCCAUAUCGGAAGUUCAUACUUGCCUUCAUUCUCUUUUUCUGGAGUUUACUUUGACGGAAUUCUGGGAUUCAGUUGGAUGGGAGAGCUACUUUGUCUUCCCUUCAAAUCUUAGGGAUCUGUCCCUAAAUGGUUGUUUCUUGACGAAAGAUAUGAUUUCAAACAUUGCAAGAUUGCGGAAGCUUGAGAGUCUCAAAUUAGAUGGGGGAGCUCCUUUGGUGAGAACAGAGAGCUAUUGUUGGGACGUCAGAAACGUGGAGUUCUCUGCACUCAAAUACUUGAUACUACUUGAUAUGCAGAUGGACGAAUGGAUAGUUUCAGAGGGAUCCUUUCCGGUGCUUGAGGAGCUAGUUAUACACGAUGGUUACUACUUCAAGGAGAUCCCUCCUAGUUUUGUGGAUAUUCCAACACUGCGACUUAUUGAAGUGAUUGACUGUGACGACUCUCUUCUGGUUUCAGCUAUGAAUAUAAAAACUGAAAUAGAAGAAACCUCUGGAUGUGAUCGUCUCCAAGUUCUUAUAUUGUAGGACUACUAAAGCUGAGAUGGUUGAAGAGAUGAAAGCUAAGGAGUUGUUAUUAUUUGAAUUGCAAGCUAAAAUUGUCUGGAUGAUCCCAACAUCAUUCUAGUUCUGAAGUUUGUUUGAAAAGUUUUUCACAUCAUUUAUUGAUCUAUGUUGUCAUGUAUAUUUCAGUCUUGUAAUGUUAUUGUUGAAGUCUAUAUCAGCUAGAGUUAGUUGGUAUGGUGGACAGUAGAGUUAUUGCUUAGCUUGUCUUAUAAUAGAGGUGUUACAAGGGGAAGAGAUUAAGCGUUUAGAUCCUAGGUUACAAGAGUUUGUAAUCUGAAUCUUGGCUGGAUGAUUAAUGGAGUUGUUGCUGAAA
Solanum tuberosum (potato) is the source of this 1689-nucleotide messenger RNA. RefSeq names its product putative late blight resistance protein homolog R1B-16. The record is from RefSeq and is a predicted model, not a curated record. Bases 573 to 1337 code for a protein of 254 amino acids. NCBI's taxonomy places the organism in Eukaryota, Viridiplantae, Streptophyta, Magnoliopsida, Solanales, Solanaceae. The transcript is spliced from 2 exons.